AUGAAGCUCACUACUACCGCAUUUGGUACUUUCGCACUCAUCGCCGCCGCGAAUGCCGCCGUGACAGGACACUGCACACCUGGUUUGAAUUACUGCUCCAGAGUGCUCGAAGACGUCGGCGGCAAUCAUGCGGCGAUCGCUGAUGGAUUGACCAGAGAUGGUUAUACGUCAGCGGCCCAAUAUCCAGUUAUGUGGAACGAGUUCUUAUUCCAUUGCAACAAUGAUCAAUCGAUUUCUGUUGUUGGAGCUUGUUAUGGGAGUUGCCGGAACAAUGGCAGUGGUCAAAGUGACACCUGCGCCUAG
Molecule: messenger RNA, 303 nt
Organism: Aspergillus niger
Lineage: Eukaryota; Fungi; Ascomycota; Eurotiomycetes; Eurotiales; Aspergillaceae
Exons: 2
Coding region: 1-303 (100 amino acids)
Source: RefSeq, a predicted model, not a curated record